UUCUUUGACGACAACUACAAUAAUCAAAUCAAUUCUCUUUUUGAGUUCUGACCUCCCUCUCUCUCUCUCUCUCUCUUGUCCUCUGAUCCAGAUGUUCUCCAAAGCCUCCAUCUUUCUACUUUUCACCAUAUCCCAAUUACUAUUCCGACCAAUCUCAUGCAUUGAUUUCGUCUACAACUCCAACUUCACCACCACCAACACACUCCUCGUCGACGCCACCGUCGACUCUCCGCCGUCAAUCCUAACCCUCACCAACGAAACCACUUCCUCCAUCGGACGCGGUCUCUACCCUUCAAGAAUCCCCGCCUCCUCCUCCUCCUCCUCCCCUCUCCCUUUCGCCACGUCAUUCAUCUUCUCCAUGGCCCCUUUCAAACACAGACUCCCCGGCCACGGCUUCGCCUUCGUCUUACUCCCUUCCUCUGACACCUCCGCCGCCGAGUCGGCUCAGCACCUCGGCCUCCUCAACUUGACCAACAACGGCGACCCGAGCAACCGGAUCUUCGCAGUCGAGUUCGACGUCUUCUCCAACCAAGAGUUCAACGACAUCAACGACAACCACGUCGGCGUCGACGUCAACUCCCUAACAUCCCUUUCAUCUUCCGUCGCCGGUUUCUACAGAGACGACGGUACCUUCACGGAGUUAAAGCUUAACAGUGGAGAUAACUAUCAGGUCUGGAUCGAGUUUAACGGCUCGGCGAUCAACGUCACGAUGGCUAGAGCCGGCUCCUCGAAACCACUAAGACCUCUCAUAAGCACUCCUCUGAAUCUCACCGGAGUUUUAGUCGGUGACAUGUUCGUGGGGUUCACGGCAUCCACGGGGCUACUAGUGCAGAGUCACAGGAUCCUCUCGUGGAGCUUUAGCAACUCUGACUUCUCCGUAGGCGACGCUUUGAUCACUAGGAACCUUCCUUCGUUUAAACUACGAGACGACUCUGUUUUGGACUCUAAAGGGUUCAUCGCUGGGGUCUCUGUUGGUGCCGUUUCGUUACUAGUUUGCGUUAUUGUGGUUGUUCUCUACGUUGUGAGGAGAAGAGGGCGGAGACUAGACGACGACGAUGUUGAAGAUUGGGAGACUGAGUAUUGGCCUCAUAGAGUGCAAUACAGAGACGUUGUGGAAGCGACGAAAGGGUUCUCGGAAGAGAACAUGAUCGGGUACGGAGGGAACUCGAAGGUGUAUAGAGGAGUGUUGGAAGGCAAAGAAGUGGCGGUUAAGAGGAUUACGAUAAGCCCUCGUGAUACCGUGGCUGGGACGAGCGAGUUCUUGGCGGAAGUCUCGAGUUUAGGGAGGUUACGACACAAGAAUAUUGUGGGGCUGAGAGGUUGGUGUAAGAAAGGAGGUGAGUGUCUUGUCUUGGUGUAUGAGUAUAUGGAGAAUGGGAGUGUGGAUAAGCGGUUAUUUGAUUGCGAAGUGAUGUUGGAGUGGGAGGAGAGGAUGAGAGUGAUAAGAGACGUAGCCUCGGGGAUGUUGUAUCUACACGAAGGGUGGGAGUCAAAAGUGUUGCAUAGAGAUAUUAAGACGAGCAAUGUGUUGCUUGACAAGGAUAUGAACGCUAGGGUUGGCGAUUUCGGGUUGGCUAAGUUGCAGAAUACUAAUAAAGAGAUGGUUAGUACGACGCACGUGGUUGGAACAGCGGGUUACAUGGCGCCUGAGUUGGUUAAAACGGGGAGAGCAUCUGUGGAGACGGAUGUGUACAGCUUUGGUGUGUUUGUGUUGGAGGUAGUGUGUGGGAGGAGGCCAAUAGAGGAAGGAAGGGAAGGGAUUGUGGAGUGGAUGUGGGGACUAAUGGAGAGAGACCAAGUGGUUGAUGGUUUGGACGAGAGGUUAAAGGUGAGAGGAAGGUUUGAGGUAAAGGAAGUAGAGAUGGCUUUGAGGAUAGGACUGUUGUGUGUGCAUCCUGAUCCUAGGGUGAGGCCAAAGAUGAGACAAGUGGUGCAUAUACUGGAACAAGGGACGUUGAGUGAUGAGAGGGAGGGGGAAGGUAUGGAAGUGAGCUUGUUGGAGAGGAUGAAGAGUUCUUAUUUGUUGGGAACUAGUGAUGGAAUACAACAACAACAACAUCCCACGUUUUUAGAUGUAUGGAACUCGACUUCUCAUUCUCAUUCCUUUAGGAGUUCUAGUUCUAUUUUUCAAGGAAGGUGAAAAGCGAGUGUGAGAGUUAUUUUUUUAUAGUAUUUCUAUACUAUACAGUAUAUAUAUAGAGAUUGUGUGAUUUGUCUAUUUAUAAGACUUGCAUGAAUUCAUCUAUGUCUGAACUCUGAAGUAAGUUUAUUUAGAAACUUAUUAACAUUCUUACAAAGAAAAACAAAUUUAGAAACUUCAUAAACUGUCAUUUA
Brassica oleracea var. oleracea is the source of this 2334-nucleotide messenger RNA. RefSeq names its product probable L-type lectin-domain containing receptor kinase VII.2. Gene Ontology annotation, molecular function: ATP binding; carbohydrate binding; protein kinase activity. NCBI's taxonomy places the organism in Eukaryota, Viridiplantae, Streptophyta, Magnoliopsida, Brassicales, Brassicaceae. The record is from RefSeq and is a predicted model, not a curated record. Gene Ontology annotation, biological process: protein phosphorylation. Gene Ontology annotation, cellular component: plasma membrane. The transcript has a single exon. Bases 92 to 2140 code for a protein of 682 amino acids.